AAUGCAAUGGUACGAUUCAAAAUUCAUAUAAGGUUAUUUUUUAUACAGUGAAACGAUCACUUUUAUUCGGAAGAAAUAUAUCUUGGUUCUUUAUGACUUUAUCUGCCAUUUAAUUUCUAGAAAUCUGAGUCUUAUCAGUAACUGGCCUUCAAUUAAGUUUAUUUAUCCAAAUCGUAAAUUCCCUGACUUAAAAAAACUACCUAAUGCUCGACACAUUAUCAGUAUUUAGUUCACUAUGUAUUUAGUCGCUUUCGGUAACUCUAGGGAAAAUGACGUGUGACGUCAGAAGCCUGUUGUUUUUUUUAAUUGCCUUGAUUGGAACGUGUUUGGCUCAGAUAAUGUAUGAAGGGCCCGAACCAAAUGUAGAAGUCUUGCACCCUAAGGGAUUUAAAGUCAGCUUAAAAGAUGAUGGAUAUUCGUCUUUUAGAGUUCGAGGAAGGUUAUUUUUCCUUAACAAAGCAGAAACUAGAGUAUUAACUGAACGAGACACAAAUGUAUCGAAACGCGACGGGUACUGGGUGUACGAAAACUGGAGACAUAAGUUAGAAGCUGGAGACACUAUAUUCUAUGUUAUUAACGUCAACAAGCGCGGGAUCGACGCAAUGAGCUUUAUCUAUGAUUAUACCGUCACUGAAAGCUCAUGCCGGGAAUCCAAAACUGUGGUCCGAGGAGAAAAAUCAGUAUGUGAAGGCAGUAUGAUUUUCCAGGAGGAGUUUGAAAAGACAAGUCUUUCAGAUUUGUGCAAUUGGUAUUCAGAGAUCAUGUUUCCAAGAGAACCGGAUUUUCCAUUUAACGCAUAUGUUUCGAAUGAUACAAUCAGUUUUGAGGACGGGUCACUGGUCAUCAGGCCCGUGCUUAGCGAGACUCAGUAUGGAGAGGACUUCCUUUACAACGCUUUUGACCUGGGCGCUAGAUGUACAGGAACGGAAGAUAGAUACGAGUGCAAGCAUGAAGCUUCAGGUGCUAAUGUAUUUCCUCCAGUGCUCACGGCCAAGAUCAGCACCCGACACCAUUUCAACUUCAAGUUUGGAAGGAUCGAAGUACGAGCAAAGCUGCCAGCUGGCAGUUGGUUGAUACCCGAAAUCAAUUUGGAGCCAUCAGACCAUACUUACGGCCAAGAUCACUACGAGUCUGGUUACAUGCGCGUGGCCUUCGCCCGGGGCAACCCAAGUCUGGCAAAGAAGCUGUAUGGAGGUCCAGUACUCUCAGACACUGAGCCCUUCAGGUCAGCUCUGCUCAAAGAGAAGAUUGGAAUCGAAAGCUGGAAUAAGGACUUCCAUAACUACACUUUGGUCUGGAGACCAGAUGGUAUCGACUUACUGAUGGACGGAGAGCAUUAUGGUACAGUCAGCCCUGAAGGGGGGUUCAUUGAGUCUGCCAGAAAUUAUAGCGUCACUCACUCUUGGCACUGGGCUAAAGGAACUGUCAUGGCGCCGCUUGAUGAAAUGUUUCACGUGACCCUUGGUCUUCGAGUGGGGGGUAUCAACGAAUUUCCCGAUGAUCUCGCUGACAAGCCAUGGGUUAACGGCGCUAGCAAGGCCAGGCUGGACUUCUGGUCUAAUAAAGACUCCUGGUAUCCAUCUUGGCACAACACUGCUUUACAUGUAGACUACGUCAGAAUAUACGCGCUUUAGAAAUGUAAAAAGAAACAUGUCGUGUCUCAGAUGUCUUUUAUUCUUUUUCAAUAAUUGUUUUAUUAGAAAAUGUUUAGGAUUAUACCUUUAAAUGUUUGGAAUUAAAUUGUUGAUUCCAU
Messenger RNA from Trichoplusia ni (cabbage looper), 1753 nucleotides. RefSeq names its product beta-1,3-glucan-binding protein-like. Bases 270 to 1634 code for a protein of 454 amino acids. Gene Ontology annotation, biological process: carbohydrate metabolic process. Gene Ontology annotation, molecular function: carbohydrate binding; hydrolase activity, hydrolyzing O-glycosyl compounds. The transcript has 9 exons. NCBI's taxonomy places the organism in Eukaryota, Metazoa, Arthropoda, Insecta, Lepidoptera, Noctuidae. The record is from RefSeq and is a predicted model, not a curated record.